AAAAACGACCGGUUAACGCAUCGUCCUCCCGAAACCCUCGGCGACAUCCCUCCCAAUUCUCCCGCCCAGAGCUAGCUCCGAAGGCAACGCAGGGGCAUAAAAAGACCUCCGAAGCUCCCAUCUAUCUCCUCUGAGAAGGCAGCGCAGGGAUCGCAGCAUACAAAGACAUCCGAAACCCUCUCCGACAUUCCUCCCCACUCUCCCGUUUAGAGCUAGCUGGGAAGGCAACGGCGGGAUCGCGGCAUAGAAAGACCUACGAAACACCUUCAUUUCUACUCAUUCCGGCACGGUUGUACCAGAGAACACUAGGAAGGAACUUGCAGAAGAAAUGAGCAAGAUGAAGGGUCUUAUAAAAACGUUCAGAUCAAUAAGUCAACCUCAGGUCAUUCCUUUGUUAAGGCCAAACAAAGGUUUAUAUUAUCGAUGUCUAGCUAGCGAGACUACAACUUCAGGUCAAACCAAUGUAGAGAAACCUAUUGAGAAUGCUUCUACUGAAGGCAAACAAACUGGAAACCCGGAUCAAACCACUCCGCUUGGAAGGUCUAUUCGUGGAGGGCCCGUCUCAUGGCUUAGCCUUGUUUUGCUAAUUAUGACUGGCGGAGGACUAAUUUUCUUUUAUGAUCGAGAGAAGAAGCGGCAUAUAGAAGGACUGAAGGCCGCAACAAGCUCAGUAAAACAGGGACCCUCUGUGGGAACUCCUGCAAUUGGUGGUCCAUUUAAGCUGGUUAAUGAUAAUGGAAAGUUUGUUACUGAAAAGGAUUUUUUGGGGAAGUGGACUUUAUUAUAUUUUGGAUUUACUCACUGCCCUGAUAUUUGUCCUGAUGAACUCCAGAAAAUGGCUGCUGCUAUUGAGAAAAUUAAAAAAAAAUCAGGCUUGGUAAUUGUCCCUGUUUUUAUCUCUGUUGAUCCAGAGAGGGAUUCAGUUGAGCAAGUACAUGAUUAUGUAAAAGAAUUUCAUCCUGAUUUAAUUGGACUGACUGGUACACCGAGUGAGGUUCGACAAGUCGCUCGAGCUUAUCGAGUUUAUUAUAUGAAGACUGAGGAGGAAGGCUCUGAUUAUCUCGUGGAUCACUCUAUUGUCAUGUACCUGAUGGACCCAAACAUGGAGUUUGUGAAAUUUUAUGGCAAGAAUUAUGAUGUUGAUUCACUUGCUGAUGGCAUAAUCAAAGAGAUAAAACAGUACAAAAAGUGAAACAGAUGCUCUCUGGCCUUAAAAUUUUGAUCGGAGGUUUGCAUUCAUGUUGAUUUUACAACUGAAAACUCUUCACAGGGAUCAACAAUUAACUAUUUUUAUCA
This is a messenger RNA of Phalaenopsis equestris, 1296 nucleotides long. RefSeq names its product protein SCO1 homolog 1, mitochondrial. The record is from RefSeq and is a predicted model, not a curated record. Gene Ontology annotation, molecular function: copper chaperone activity; copper ion binding. Bases 329 to 1192 code for a protein of 287 amino acids. The transcript is spliced from 8 exons. Gene Ontology annotation, cellular component: mitochondrial inner membrane. NCBI's taxonomy places the organism in Eukaryota, Viridiplantae, Streptophyta, Magnoliopsida, Asparagales, Orchidaceae. Gene Ontology annotation, biological process: intracellular copper ion homeostasis; mitochondrial respiratory chain complex IV assembly.